Daphnia magna is the source of this 1938-nucleotide messenger RNA. Its product is annotated as carboxypeptidase B. The transcript has 11 exons. Lineage: Eukaryota; Metazoa; Arthropoda; Branchiopoda; Diplostraca; Daphniidae. The coding region runs from base 409 to 1386 and encodes 325 amino acids. Gene Ontology annotation, biological process: proteolysis. Gene Ontology annotation, molecular function: zinc ion binding; metallocarboxypeptidase activity. The record is from RefSeq and is a predicted model, not a curated record.
UUGGGAACAAAAUGAAUUUCAAAACUAACUUGGACUUUUGAUUGGCUUUUAACGCUCGUGAUAGCAAGUGAAUUUGAUAAGGAAAUAUCAGAUUAUACGAAAAAUGCUAAAUCAAUCAUGCAACUAGGCGAUCCGCGGGUUACCCGCGUCUUUGCAAACCGGGGCCGAGCGUUACGUGCAACUCAACAAUCAAAAAGCAAAACACGAAAGGGGAUAGCUACUUUUUGUUUUCUUUGUCUACUAGAGGAAUUUACAACCAGUUUAGGCCGGACACAAUGAGGAAGUUGUUUUUCUUCUUUCUUGCAACAAUAUCGGAAAGCGUCGCCCAAAAACAUUACGAUGGGUAUCAGCUGUUUGAGUUAAAUGCCAAAGACAAGGUAUCGUUAGAAGUUUUGGCUAAACUGCAAAAUGAAAAGAGUGACGUAUACGAUUUUUGGACUGAACCACGCAUCGCUAACCGCCCUAUGGACAUCAUGGUCCCUCCAGCAUUUACUGCAAAAUUUUGUCGAAUUAAUGCAAACCUCCGAUAUCGAUUAUAAAGUCAAAAUUGCUGAUGUAGAAAGCAUGAUGGAAGCAAAACGAAAAGCCAAGCCCGUUAUCCAUGGCGAAUCCGGAACUCGCUCUGGAGCUCCCCGCGUUUCGCUCAACUGGGAAUCGUAUUUUGACCUCCCUGUUAUUGAGGAAUUUCUCGCGGAAUUGGCUACUAAACAUCCCAAUUUGAUGACUACAUCGUUGGUUGGACAAAGCUACGAGGGCAACAACAUGAACUUGGUUAAGAUUUCAACGGGUGGAUCCGGCAAAAAGGCCAUUUUCAUAGAUGGAGGUUUCCAUGCAAGAGAAUGGAUUUCUCCGUCUUUCGUCACUUGGGUCAUCCGCGAACUGGUCGAAAACUACGCCGCCCACCCUCAAUACGUAGACAAUAUUGACUGGUACAUUAUGCCUGUUGUUAACCCCGAUGGGUACCGUUACACCUUCGCUGUAAAUGGGGAUCGCCUGUGGCGUAAAAAUCGCAGGCCUAUUGUUGGAAGUGACUGCAUCGGCACUGAUUUGAAUAGGAACUUUGAUUUCCAUUGGGACGAAGGAGGUAGCUCCGAUUGGCCCUGCGCUCCAAUCUACAAUGGCGGUACUGCUUUCAGCGAAAUCGAAUCAAGAGUCGUUCGCGACACUAUUUUGGGCAUUGCCAAUCAAACUGCGGUCUACCUGACGUUCCAUUCUUACGGCCAGUAUUGGCUCACCCCUUGGGCCUAUACUACGAAUUUACCCUCAAACUACGAUCAGCUUUACAAUUUGGCUGUUCGAGUUGUCGAUAAACUCACUGCCGUCAACGGAACCCAAUACACAAUCGGAUCCCCUACCAACGAUCUUUACCUUCCAUUCCGGUCUUAGUGCUGAUUGGGCAAUGGGAGUAGCCGGAAUUCCAUAUGCCUACAUUAUCGAGAUGCGAGACACUGGAAAAAACGCUUUCGAGUUGCCUCCAGAUCAAAUCAUCGCCAAUAACUUGGAGAUGUGGGAGGCCAUUAAGGUGAUUACUGAGGACGUGAUUGCUAUGGCGGUGUGAAAGUGAUGAUAAAACGCUUCACAGCAAACCUUAAUUCUAACGUUAAUUGAAAACUUGGUACCCAACCUUUCAAUCUAAAAAAGCCAUUUGGGUAAAUUGCCGAUAAAAAUAUCUGGCGGCGUUACCCAAAGAAAAAUCAUGUUUAAAAAGUAAUUUUAGGUGGGCAAAAAGAGGCAUGAAAUGGACUUCAAAAUUAACCUACUUCACUUUGGAUUGGCUUUGGGACGCGCGAUAGCAGUUCGAUUUGAUAAGGAUUAUACCCCAAGUGUUAAAUAAAUCAUGCAAGCCAACAAUCAAAAUUGAUAAUACGAUAAGAAACGCUACUUUUAGUUGUCUGUUUUUCUGCGACGACCGUUUACAAUUAUUCUAGUGCGGACACA